Aplysia californica (California sea hare) is the source of this 7491-nucleotide messenger RNA. Its product is annotated as forkhead box protein K2. Gene Ontology annotation, molecular function: DNA-binding transcription factor activity, RNA polymerase II-specific; protein binding; RNA polymerase II cis-regulatory region sequence-specific DNA binding. The record is from RefSeq and is a predicted model, not a curated record. The transcript is spliced from 8 exons. Gene Ontology annotation, biological process: regulation of transcription by RNA polymerase II. Bases 23 to 2017 code for a protein of 664 amino acids. Lineage: Eukaryota; Metazoa; Mollusca; Gastropoda; Aplysiida; Aplysiidae.
UUAGCGGUGCAAGCAGUCGGCUAUGUCUGGAAUACAACAACCUACGAACAAUCACGCACUCGCGUUGUUGGCUCUCAAAUCGGCCCCUGCUAGUCCUUCAGGAGCAGUAUGGAGUCCAGAGUCAAAGGGAGCUGCCAUUGCACGUCUCGAGGGCAAAGACUUCGAAUUCACGAUGCGACAGCCACGCAUCACCAUAGGCCGAAACAGUAGCAAAGGCGAUGUCGAUGUGAAUAUGGGCCAUUCUAGUUUUAUCUCUAGGGUGCACCUUGAAAUAUUCAACGAGCAUCCUAAUUUUUUCAUGAAGUGCAACGGGAAAAAUGGCGUGUUUAUUGAUGGAAUUUUUCAGCGUAAAGGUGCUCCACCCCUUCAACUACCUCGAACAUGUAUUCUGAGAUUCCCAAGUACCAACAUCAAGAUCCAAUUUCAAUCACUGAUUGAUGAAACUGUAGCUCCGCCCCCACCAGUGUCAGUAGCAACUCCAAAAAAGAAGCCGCCUCUACCCCCACUGAAGAUCAACAUCCCAGAGCCUCAAGAAGCUAUGGCAAACAGUCCUUGCCCCUCCCCUACAGGCACAAUCAGUGCUGCCAACUCCUGCCCGACAAGUCCUCGCAGUGGCUCCACUCAUAAUUCCAGGUUCACCCUUAUCCCCGACCUGCAGGCGGUUGCUGCAUAUGCAGCAGCUCAUCCUCGCGAGGAGAAGGACAAUAAUUCUGUAUCCUCAGUGGUCACCCCUAGCUCGGGAGACAACUCAAGAGAUGAGUCGAAGCCUCCUUACUCGUAUGCCCAGCUGAUUGUGCAAGCGAUCACAUCAGCUCCCGACAGACAACUAACCCUCAGUGGUAUCUACGCCUACAUCACAAAGAACUACCCGUACUAUAGGACUGCUGACAAAGGGUGGCAGAAUUCAAUCAGACAUAAUUUGUCACUGAAUCGAUACUUCAUCAAGGUUCCUCGGUCUCAAGAGGAGCCAGGUAAGGGUUCGUUCUGGCGAAUUGAUCCUGUCUCCGAGGCGAAACUCACUGCUCAGGCCUUCAGAAAACGGCGUCAAAGAGGGGUGCCUUGUUUUCGAACUCCUUUUGGAGGAUUGUCUUCUCGGUCUGCCCCGGCCAGCCCCAGUCACAUGGCAGGGUCUAUCACCCCUGACAGCCUGUCCCGAGAGGGGAGCCCCAUCCCAGAGCCAGUUCUGGAGACGGAAGUGUCUCAGGCUGCUGUGCACAUUGUACAGCAGUCUCAGCAGGCACACCCAACGGUCACAGAUCUGCGCUUCUCACAGUCGGCACCCGGCUCACCUUCAGGUUCUCGUGUGCUGUCACCAGUGACAGUGUCGGCCAGUGCAGGUCAGACUGCUAUUCAUCAGCUGCCCUCCGUGAUUGCCAAGCCCAAGAUUUUUAUGACCACUCCAGGUCAGGUGCUCCUCAAUGGACCAUCUGGCACUCCGCUGACUAAUGGGACCCACCUGGAGAUCAAAAGGGAGUCUGGGGAAGCUGUCAGCCUUGGAGCAUCUCAGAAAAUGGCAUCUUUGGUGGCCACAGCAAAUCAGGCUCAGUUUCAGACGCGGACCAUCAACCCGGUGACCCUGGUACGCACCCUGCACGCGGGCCAGCAGGUGGUGGUCACUGCGGCGACUGACUCAGGCUCCUCCCCGCAGCCCAUUACUCUCUUGCCCCAGUCUGUGCAGCUGCUGCCACCACAGGGCUCUGGGGCAACGAGCCAGACCAGUGCUAUUCAGCAGGCUCUGGCCCCAUCAUCUGCCGGACAGUCUGUGCAGCUGCUCCAGCAGCAGGUGUUCCCUCAGCAAGUUUUGCUUCAGCAGCAGCAGCACAAAACAGCUACCUCAGAACAGCAGCAGCCAAUGGGAGGGGACGCAUGGGCUACUCAGGACUCCAAGCCAGUGGUACCAGUACUGAGCACAGGUGUCAAGCGCCCAGGUGAAGAGGCUAUGACUCAACAAGAACUGGAUGCUGCAGCAGCCCUCAAGCGACCAAAAAUGGAGGAGACAGAAGCUGAACUGGAGUGAAGUUACUUUGGCAAGCUAUGGCGGUUUGUGUUUUAGCACACUAUUUUAUGUGCAGGGGAUGAGUUAUGUUGACCUCUCUGUGUGAUGGUCUUGUCUCUUCCCUAGGAGUUUUCUCUGUGCAAGUUUAUUUUGCCUAAUCUGACAUACCCAUACAGCAGGUCUCAAUCUUGAUAGCCAUCACAGUGCAGGUCUGUGAUUUGUGCUGUAAGAGGCCUGCGACAGUAAACUAACAGCAGGCAAGACUUGGUUGUCGCUUUUCUGAAACUGCACCCAGCAGGCAUUGAGAUCAGCGAGAACUUGCUAAUAGCUAUAAAGGCAAAAAUAGAGCACUGUGUAUAACUUGGGCAUAAUAGAGGGACACACAGGGGAGGGAGCUGUAGCAUCUCCUGGUACUGAUAGCAGCAUGCAGAGAUACACUGCUGUGUGUGCUCGGGAUGCUGCCAGGUCCACGUUGGGGGGGGGGGGGGGGGGGCAACAGUGCGUUGAAUGCAGAGGCAAGAUCUUGCUGAUGGUACCCACCACUGUUGUUGUCAGCUCGGGAGUCCAUGUGUACAGGUCUGGAUUUUUAAUGUGUUGUAUUGUUCAUUUCGUGUUGAAGGACAAACAUACUUAGUGAAGUUGUGCACACACACCGUAUUCUUGUAUUGGGUAAAUAGAAAAGAACUCGGAAUUGAAUUGAAAUAAUAGUGAGAGAUCCAGUAGAGCUAAGGCAGCAGGUACAAGUUCUUCUAGAAUGCUCCUACUGUAGACUGGUGGAAAGUUUUACAUAUUGUACAGCAUUUUAGUCAGUAAAUUUGACCAUGUUUGAAUACGCUGAUGUUUAGAGAAAGAAGCUUGUGCUAAAAUCGUGAUUCGAGUUGUUUAAAUCAAGUGAAAGAGACACAUGUGAGAAAAAGUUGCCUGAGACAGUGAUGACUGAUGGUCUGACAAAGUGAAGACAGUUUGUGGUUUGAGCUCAGAAUGAUUUCUUGGAAUGUGAAUGACAGAGCAAACAUUCUGCUGUUUACAAAUCUUUCAAAAGAUAGUACGCUUUGCUUUUACGCAUGUCCUUUUUUCUAAGUUCCGUUGGAUAACCCCCUUUAGGAUCAUCACUCUGUCACAUGUACUUUAUAUAGUGCCUUUACUGUGAAGCUCUCCUUUUCUUUCCCUCUAAAUUCUAAAUCUUGAGUUCAGUUAUCCUGGUCCUCUUCUUUUCCCCUCACUUCCUUUCUUUCUUUCUUUUUUUUUAAGGAGAUCAACAAAAAUUCUAAGAUAUUGUGUGUAAUAAGGUUACAAGUUAUUCAAUCACUGCGCUAAUUAGAAAUGAGUUUAUAGCAUGUGGUGUAUUGUUACAAUAAAUAAAGCAUGAAUGUACUGUUUCUAAUUUCGGCUGCCCUCAGUUUUCAAAUCAGGAUACCUUCUGAUAGGAAAUAAAAAUGUGCUGCAGGUUGGACAGUUUUCCUCAGGUUUCUUCAUUGGGUACAAAAAUAUAAAGAAUGUUCAUCAAAGAUGUGACUCUCAUAAUGGCACAUGAUAUCUUCGGAAUGUAACCUGGGUUAAAUGUUUGUCUUGGACUGGCACUGCAGAGAACUCAAGAUUAUAUGGAUAUGUGUUUAGUACGUUCUCACUACCUAGUGCACUUCUUUGUUCACAGUGUUGUAGACUUAAACUUUUACAUUUUUGCAGCAGAUCUAAAUCUGUAUUGCUUCAUGUACAACAAAGGAAUGGCUGUGGAUGAAUGGGGCUGUGAGGAAUAAUUUGAAUGGUAAAUGUCUAAGAAUGUCCCUUUUGUCUCAACCUUAGAGUGGAUGACUCAAUUGAUGAUGUGACUGUGACUGUCUGUUGUGAUUGCUUACAUGUGAGUUUCCUUAAUGGCCAGCUAGAAAAGUGGAAUGAUUUGAUCCCAUUGUUAUUAUUAAUUGCCAGUAUAAUUGACUGCAAGGAAGUUGUGGGAAAGCUUUGACAUUGAGAUCCCACUCCACACUUGUUGCCAGUCUGAAUUUCUGCUGCUUUGUUCAAUUUUGUUGUUUGUUACCUUUUUUCUUUUUUUCUUUUUUAAGGAGUAUUCAUUUUGUUUCACAUUGUGAUUUUUAGUCUUGUUCCUGGUGACAUCCCUUGUGUGGGAGUGUAGAUUUUGUUGUCAGGCUUCUUAAACGUAUGGCUUAGGGAAACAAUGAUGAAGAAAAUGUUUGAAUUGAUUACCUACAGUGGAACCCUUUUAAGCUGUUCUUGUUGUGCCUGAUUUUUUGGUGACAUUUUUAUUUUAUUUUGUGUGCUCCAAGCUGAAUACUUUUUAUCAGAAAGGGAAAAGUGAAGUGCAUUUUGUAUUGGAUAUCGUUAUUAAGUGUAAAAUGCAAAUGUUCUUUUUACAUGUUUGUGGGACCUUGUCUUUUAGUAUGUAUUAUUUAUGCUGUCUUUAUUCAUGGAUAUCUGUGUAACUUUGUUUGUGGAUCUCUUUAUCUUGGCUGUUCUUUUUUCUUGUUUUAGUCCUCUCAGAAAGUAGCUCUCAUGUAAGUGGUGUCUUGUACUUGUGAGCUUCAGGCAGCAGUUCAUAAUACUUGUCCAAUUUGAGGGGUUUAUUGAAGGAUUGAUUUUUAUUUCAGGAUUUCCCUGCCGCAUCGUUAAAAGCAGCUAUAUCUCUAAGUAUUCUAUAUCUCAAAGGAUCCAUAAUAUCCUUGUCAAUUGGAUUUUUGCUGUUCAAAAUCAGGUCCUUGACAUACUGUUAGUAUUACAUCUUUUUAGACAGAAUUUGAUCCUUCAAGCCCUCCCCCCUAGCCAAGACAGACCUGUGUGCUGCUUCUUUGUGUUGACUGAUAGAUAAACACAGCUGUACGCUCAGGAAUGCACUUGGUGAGCAAGAGGGUGAAGCUAGCCAUGGUCUGGUUAAGAUAUUUUUUAUUUCUACAUCCUUUUUGACUACCAUUAUGAUUGUACAGAAAGAAAAGGUUAAAUUUCAAGUCUUAGAGCUGUCUAUCAGUGUCAUGUACAGGUAAUGUCCUUGUGGUGUGAUUUAUAUAGUUUGUUUUCUGGAUUGUUCUCAUGUUUUUAUUCAUCACUACUUUAACUGUUUGAUAGCAAUUUUUCCCUCUUUGAUUAUGAGUAGGACUGCAUGACUUGUCACAUUGUGUAUGGCUUGCACAUACAUAUUGCAUUAAGGGGGCUCGAUACUGAAUUCUGUUAAUGUUACUCAUUCAGCGACUAGUGUCAAUAAAAUCUAGAUUGAAUGAGAGAUUGGAAAAUACCAAAAGUACAAAGUGCUCAGAGUGAGUGAAAAUCAGUCCCCAGGGCCCUAGACCUGACCUGCGAGCCCCCUUAAGUGGUUUGUUGAAGCUGUCUUGAAAGGAUGUAAAAUUUCAAGAUAAAAUCUUGUGAGUGCGAAAGAUUUAGGUGACAUUGUCAGCUCUUGAUCAUUUCAAUUUGUCUUUUUCUUUUAUUAUGUGUGUAUACAGUAGUCUCCACCUAAACGCACGAUGCUUGGGAAGGCUUUUUAGCGUGUGUUUAUACAGAGCGUGCGUUUACAUGAGCCUGUAUAAAGGGAGGAAGGCACGCAAUCAUCUCAUUUCCUUGAUAUAUUAAUAACCUCCCUUUGGGGAUAGGGGUCACUUGGGCCGACAAUGUGAUGACACGUGACUGUUUUGUGAAGGGUUCCCCGACUGCGGUUAUGUUAUGUAUACGAAGUCGUUGAAUUGGGGGGCGGACUUGCUUUACUGAUAUGCACUAAAAAAAAAAUGUCGGGAACAGAAUGAGGAUUUAAAUGUUGGUGACAGAUCCAGUCAUAUUAAAAAGCGCUCAGCCGCGCGACUUUCCAAGCGACCACUCCCGACUGUCUGUCAUCUAUUGCAACUCAGCAUAUGUAUGGAUGACAUCUGAAUCAGACAUUCCAAGAGACUUUUCUCUUGUGAUUCGUUGAACUAGUACGUUGUAAGUUCUUUGAGCGCAGCUGAUUACUUGACUAAUUUUUAUUCCUAUACAGACCUAUCUAGUGUUCUAGAGCCGUCACGCGUUUUAACCCUUUCGCACUUAGCAGGCUUGGCCAGCUGUGGCCCCCCAUCCUUAAGACAAGGGCAACAACUCCACGAAAAUUGAAGGGGUACCUUACUAAAAAAAAUUGUAUAAAAUCACAAACAAAACCAAAAAUUAUGAAAAUAGUAUUUUCUGAAAGGAAAAUGAAUGAGCUAAAUUACUAGUACAAAAUUAUAAGUGGAAUAGAAGAGUAUGAAAUGAUAUGAGAGGUCUUUCUGAGAUGCGUGUCUUGGAUUCCGAGUCUAGAUCUAGAUCUAGAUCUAGACCUCGUAUACUACAUUUCUUCAACUCACGAAGUUUCUGCCACUGACAAAGAGGUAAUCCACACAAAAGAAAUACAACACAUUCACAGAGAUUGAAGCCUCUGGUGGAAACUUGAAAGCACCUAAAAGACUUUUCUUUGGGUGUUUUUAUUUUGUUUUUGCCGUACUCAUAUCGGGCAGCUUUGCGCCCAUGCAUCCUAGAGACAUGAUGGCGUGUUUACAACUAAAAUCUCCUCCGACUUUUGUUCCCGCUCAAAAAGUGACUCUUUGUGCUAGCGAAACAAGAAAAACACCAUAGUAAACCGGAACUCUUCCUCUAUAAAGAUAGCUAAGUUAAACUUCUGAUGAUAGUAAAAACAAGCACCCCCGUGGCGAGCGCUAUAGGGAUGAGCGGGGGUCACCGCCGCGAGCGCAUACGGGCGCUGUAAGUGCGAAACGGUUAAGCAUCAUAGGCCGAACUUUAACUUACCAUGACCUAUGCAGUCAUUCAAACACCAGUCAGAAACAUCCUCUAAAAGACGCGUUUCAAGUGACCAAUCGAAAGACAUUUCAGUCCUACCCCCCCUUCCCAACAUAUCACCUGACCGGUCCCGAAACUUACAUGUCUGUGGAAAGUGAGGUGUGAAAAUGCUGUCCAUCACUCUCUUUGUUCUGCGUGAGGGACAGUCUCGCCAAAUAUCCGUUUUUCUAGACUCUGUGUAGGCUGCAAAGAAAAUUUCCCCCUUGUCAAGCUUUACUUGUCAGUGUGUUUCGAGGAUCGAAGCGUGCGUUUUGAGAGAGUGACUGUGCUUUUGUACGUCUAAAUUAUAUCGUAAAAAAACCCCAUCAUAUGACGAAAGCAUGCGUUUGAGCGGAGCGUGCUUUUGUAUGGCGUGCGUUUAGGCGGAGACUACUGUACUUUCCUUGUAGAAAUCAGGAGAGCUAUUUUGGACAUAGAUCAAAUAAUGCAGCAAUGGACAAAGUGGGUUGCACAAAGAGUUCUGUGUAGCAGCUAGUCAAACUGAUAUCUCGGAUGCCUAGCAUGUAGAAUUUUUGUUUCUUUUCCUAUUCGCCUGACACGCUCGUAUCUUUGUUUGUUGUAAAUGUUUGUGCCGUAAGUCAGCACAAAAACUUUUUAGGGUGAUUUUUACGUUGUCAUUUGUGAGGCAUCGUGGUGAAAUCAGGCACUCGUCGAAAUAAUUAAAUCCGAGAAAUCUGCCUUUUUUGGCC